Volvox carteri f. nagariensis is the source of this 7248-nucleotide messenger RNA. RefSeq lists its product as uncharacterized. Lineage: Eukaryota; Viridiplantae; Chlorophyta; Chlorophyceae; Chlamydomonadales; Volvocaceae. The transcript is spliced from 5 exons. The coding region runs from base 1 to 7248 and encodes 2415 amino acids. The record is from RefSeq and is a predicted model, not a curated record.
AUGGAACUCGGCGACGCUGAGAUGGCGACGACUGGUUCUCUGGCUGUAGAGCGCCGCUCUAGUGCGCCCGGCACUUCGACAAGUCCUUAUCAUGUCGAGAAUCGAACGCCAAGGGUUAAUAUCUCAUGCGGUGGGGCGGGAGGAGAUGAGCAAGUCGUAACAGCGGACAUCUCCGAGCUGAUUGGCGAGCUGCAGGUGGUGGAACUGCAGGCUCAGCUGCAGCAGUCCAGCAGCGCUUUACGGUCGUCCCAGCAGCAGCUGCAAGGCUUGAGCGCGCGGGUGGAGGAGCUCGAGGCGUCGCUCGAAACCGAGGUGGAGCGCAUGGUGGCAACGCUGCAAGCAGAUCUGCAGGCCGCGCACGAUGCACAUGAGGCGAAGCUUCAGGAAGCGGAGUCAGUUGAGAUCUCCCUGAGCGAGCGGACCCUUUGGAUGCAUCUUUUGAGUGCGUUUUGGGGUCAGGGCCUUUGGGGGCUUCCCAUUAACUGCACCGUGUACCUGAAUGAGCGCCUCUGGACACAGGAGGCUGCGGCAGCGGAGGUGGCAGCUACAGCAGCAGCACGUGAGGCGGAUCUGCAGGAGGCACUCCGCGCGGCGCAACAAGCAGCCCAGCAGGCGGAAGCGACAAUAGAAGUAGAGCGGAAUACUUGUAGGCAACUGCAAGCGCGGCUAGGAGCGUACGAGGACCUGUGCUGGCGGCUUGAGAUGGAGCUACGACUGCCUGACGCUUGCGGGGGCACGGCCGGACGAGGCCCCGAGGGGGGCGCUUUGGGGCCGCCUCGGCAACCGUAUAACCCGUCGGCACCAUACAUGUCCUGGCCCGAGUCGCUGCUCGCCGCCGCCCGCGCACUGCAAGCACGGCUUCGGGACCAAGCUGCCCGGGGCGCAGCAGCCGCUGACGCGGUUGCAGCGGCUGCCUCGGCGGCUGCGGCGGCCGCUGCUGCCUGGCGUGGCAGGGCACAGCGCGCCGACGCCGAUGCGGCGGCCGCUACAAUCGCUACGGAGGAGCUCCGCCACUCCUUGGGCACCGCACUGGCUGCACUUCAUGAGGAGGCAGCGCUGCUCGCAGCGACGAACACGGCUCUUACGGCUGAUCUGGAGCAGCGCCAGACGCAGGUGGCGGAGUUGAUGGCCAGCAGCUCGGGGCUUGAGGCGCAAGUAGUGCAGCUGGGCGGGGAGUUGUCAUCGCUUGACAACCUGCGGACAGCCCUUGAGAGGGAACUAUUUGAUGCAGGCGAGCGGCAUUCAGCGCUAGAAGCGCAGGUCUUGAAGCUUCAGAACGAGCUGGCCGGGGCGCUGCGCGGGAGGGAGGAGCUAGCAGCGAAGGUGUCGGAGCUCCAGAAGGAGGUGGCGCAAGCGCACAGCCGCAAGGAUAGCUUGGCAAAUGAGAUUUCCGAGCUGCGCCAGGAGCUUCAGGUUGUGCGGGUGCAUAAGGCCGGUUUGGAGGAGCAGGUUUCUGAUCUGAACGAUGAGCUUCACAGCACAAGAACCCGGGAGCAGCAGCAGCUCUCACUCUUGGAGGCAGAAAGGGAAACAUGGAAACGAGAGCGCGAGCGGAUGGGAGAGGAGGGCGCCAGCCUGGCAGCAGCCGCAUCGGCGCUUAUGGCCGCGGCAGAAUGUGGGGACGCACGCAGUCGCACGUGCACCGCCGCUACAACGGCGGCGCUGGAGGAGGCGUUAAGAGCUGCCGCAGCCCACCUUGAGAAUGCACGACGCGCGUCGGAUUUUGAACUGGAGAAAAUGCGAAUGCAAGUAGUGGACCUCUAUGAGAGGCUAGGGCAGGCGAAGUCCCGGAUCCUGGUGGAGGCUGAGCGCCACGAGGACGCACGCCAAGCCGAGCGUGCAGCCGAGCAGGCUGCACGAGCGGCGCUGCAGAACGAAGCUGCGGUCGCGGCAGCUGCGGCGCUUUGCGCGCGGGUAUUCCGGUCAGUGGAGCGCGCCGCCGCUGCCUCUGCGGCCGCUGAUGUAGCGAUGGACCUGGUGGCAGCGGAGCGCCAUGCAGCACAGCAGGUCGCACGGGUCGUGUGUGCGCGCGUGGUGCGGCGGCAGGAAGCUAUUGAGGCGCAGGCGGCAAUGGCUGUUGCGGCUGCCCAACUAUCGCACGCAGAAGACCGGCAUGCCAAUGUUCUCGCGGAAGUAGCUAUGGCGCGGCUGGCAGAUCAGUCUACAGCGGCUGCCCGGGCCCAGUUGAUAGAGGCCCAGCUAGCUGACUCCACGCGGGAGUGCAUGAACCUGUCAGCACAGGCAGCCGAGCUCGCUGGGCGCCUAGAGCAGGGAGAAACAACUGCUGCCGGACUAGCAGCGCGGCUGGAUAAGGCGCUGGCGGCCAGAGCCGCGGCAGUGGAGAAGGCUGAUGCCGCGCACGAACGAGCAGCGGAAGCGGAAGCGGCCGUUGCCCAGUUGCAGGCUGAGCUAGUGGCCAAAGCAAUGGCAAUGGAGGAGGCCAAGGCCGCAGCAGCACAAGCGGCCGACGCCACAAAUACCCGUGCCGCGGCGGCGGAGGAGGCCAUUGCACACUUGCAGGCUGAGCUAGCGGCCAAAACAAUAGCAGCGGAGGAGGCCAGAGCCGCUGCAGUUGAGGACGCCAGAGCUGCAAAUACCCGUGCCGCGGUGGCGGAGGAGGCCAUUGCACACUUGCAGGCUGAGCUAGCGGCCAAAACAAUAGCAGCGGAGGAGGCCAGAGCCGCUGCAGCACAAGCGGCCGACGCCACAAAUACCCGUGCCGCGGCGGCGGAGGAGGCCAUUGCACACUUGCAGGCUGAGCUAGCGGCCAAAACAAUAGCAGCGGAGGAGGCCAGAGCCGCUGCAGUUGAGGACGCCAGAGCUGCGAAUACCCGUGCCGCGGUGGCGGAGGAGGCCAUUGCACACUUGCAGGCUGAGCUAGCGGCCAAAACAAUAGCAGCGGAGGAGGCCAGAGCCGCUGCAGUUGAGGACGCCAGAGCUGCGAAUACCCGCGCCGCGGUGGCGGAGGAGGCCAUUGCACACUUGCAGGCUGAGCUAGCGGCCAAAACAAUAGCAGCGGAGGAGGCCAGAGCCGCUGCAGUUGAGGACGCCAGAGCUGCGAAUGCCCGCGCCACGGCGGCGGAGGCGGCCGUUGCGGAGUUGCAGGCUGAGGUGGCGGCUAGAGCCGCGGUGGCGGAGCAGGCCAACGGCCUUCACACCAGCGUUGCUAUGGUCGAUGUGGCCGUUGCGCAGUUGCAGGCUGAACUGGUGGCCGUGGAGCGCGAGCAUAAGAAGGUCACCGAGACGCUGACGUCACUGCCGUACGCGCAGAUUACAGCCGUCGGUGUGCUGCCUGAUUCACCGGGGCCACUAUCGCACCGUGUGGAUGUGGAUGUAGGUGCAGAGAUUGAGACGGACGGUGACGCCAGCUGCACGGAGCGCACUGGGCCCAGCGGCGGGGAUGGCAGCAGCGAUGACGCUGUGGCUGCGGCAACUGGGGCCGUUUCCGAGGCCGAGGGCUCCGACGCUGGGAACUCGUGGAACGACGCACCUGGACCAGCAACCAAUACACGGGAGUUGCAUCUGCAUCAGCAGGUCUUGGCGCUCCAGGAUCUCCUGGAGUCCGAGCGCGAGGCCAAUGCCGCCCGAAUUGUCACGCUGCGUGCUAUGCGGGUUGCAGAGCGUGAGGAGCUGCAUCGGCAACUACGUGUGUUGGCGCAUGCAGCUGGGAUGGCUGCUGCUGGCGACGGUACCGGAGCCGAUGCUGCGCUUUUGCUGCCACGACGCCCUGCGGAGUCCUAUCCUGUCGUUAUUUCUAGGCAACAUAGCGUGACAAGUGUCUUGGAGCCGCAGUCCCGGGCAGGGACCCUGGGACCAAGGGCCUCAGCCCCCUUGAUUGCUGCCGCCAGUGCGGCUGGUUGCGGUAUCGUGUCUGUUGGGUUAACUCCCGACGCCAGCGGCCACCAGGUGCGGCGACGGGCUUCCGAGCCGCAGCGUCCCCGAACUGGGUUGCCGCCACUGCCACCGCAAGCCGCACAGGACAUCAGCAGCACAAGCAGUGCUGGCAGCUCCUCAUAUUGGUUGCCAGCGGCGGCGGCAGUGGCCGCCGCUGCAAACGAUUACGACUCGCAUCACGAGCCCAUGUGGAUGGCUAAUGCAGCGUUUGGGGGAACCAUCUCGCUGGGCUGCCCUUCUUCUGCUGCGGUGUCGGAAACACAGGUAGCGGAGCUGGCAGAUACCAUUGCGACGCUUCGGGCGGAGCUGGCGGCGUCCAAGGAGGCUUUGCGAAGGGAACGCUGCGAGACGGAGGUCGCAGGAUGCACGGAGAUGGUGCUCACUGGUGGUGGCGCAGACACCGGCUGCCAUGCUGUUGGGGCGGUGCAGGUGGGGGUCGGUAACAGCCCUAAGGAAGCCAAUGCGGACCACCGCAGAGCAUGUCUGGUGGCGCCAUCGACAGGACCAGAGAUGGCGACGUCCGUUUCACCAGCAUCAACAGCAACUGUCGUACCUGUCAACGUGCAGCAACACAGCCAUGAUGGCGGCGUUAGCUGGUCGGUUAGUGAGCUCUUGGGUAUGCUUGAGGCGGAACGUGCGGCACGUGGGGUACGGGAGGUGGUAUUGCGCGUCCUGCGCGCAGUCGAGAGAAAUGCGCUGCAACAGGAGCUGGCGAACAUGCGUGCAGCGCGUGCCGCCGCGCAUGCCGCCGCCACCGACGCGCGCAUGCGGCUGUCGGCGCUGCUCUUGGCGCACGCGCGCGUGUGCGGGGAGGUGGAAAUGCUGCGGGCCUCUAAUGAUGAGAUGGCGGCGGAGCUUGGUCCUGCCAGGCGUGCGGUGGAGCAGCUCCGGAAACAGAAUGAGCAGCUGUGGAGAGACGCACGUGAGGCGACAAUGCACUGCACCGCUGACACCAAUGCCGACACCCUCGCGCGCUUGGCAUCUUCGGAGGCACGGGAGUCAGCCUUGGCAGCCCAGUGUGAGGAGCUAGCAGCAAAAUACGAGGAACUGGAAGCACAGAUGCACAGAGGCGCUGUGUCGGUGGCAGCAUCGCCGACUGCCUUUUCGACUCCGCCAGACGCGGAGGCGGUUGCGGAGGUCGCGCAAAUGCAACUGGCUGCACAGGUAACUGAGCUGCCGUCCGAGCUAGCGGUCUCGCCGUCAACCCUGAAGCGGCUGAGCACCGAAUGCAUGGCGGCACGGAAGGACCGGCAGCGACUGCAACAGCAGCUGGUGUCGCUGCUGGCCCAUAUGGCAGUGGUGCAGCAGUUGGCGGAUGAGCUAUGCGGAUCGCUGCAUGCUACGACCGUUGACCUGAAUGAGCAAGAGUUGGACGAGCAGGCGCCCGAUGGGACGCAUGUGCAGGCUAAUAGCAUGAAGACGAGGGUGGGCAGGCGUCGGCAACUCGCGGUGGAAACAAGGGCAUGGGCGCGGCAGGCCUCCUUACUGCAGGAGCAGCUGGCGCUUGUGGUGCAGGGAGCACGGUCAGGGCUGCAGCCGCUGGCGACGGUGACAUGGGAUUUCCAUUUUGCAGAGUCUUUGCCUGCAGCCACUGGUCUCCGUCCCGCCGCACACCCUAUGGCUGCGUUGUCGCCAGAGCUGCCGGCGGAGAUUGAUCGUAGUCCGUCAACGGGGGCUGCCGGCGUGGCAGCGGCAGCGAGUCUGCUGCGAGGCAAUGGAUGGGCUGGCGGUAGCGGCGGGCUGGCCUUGGGGCGGCGCUGCCUCAGCGCCAUUGAUCUUUCCUCCCUUGCGCAUCGGGCAGAGGAGGCCGCUGCCGCGGCGGAGUUUGUUGCUGCAGCCCAGCUCCCCGCGGUACAAUCGCAGCUGCAGCAGGAGCAUCAGCAGCAGCUAUCACCAGGCCAUGACAGCGUCACCGGUCCGCCGGCUGGCGGCUGCGGCUCUUUCCUGCCAGGCCUGCACCGCCUCAACCUGCACCACUUCGCUUUGCUGCAAGGACGAGGGUACUGGAAUCCGUGGGCGAUGGGCGCGGCUGUAAGCACCGCCACCGUGCUACAGCGACUCCGGGCGAGGGGUAGCGCCACGGUUGGUGGCGCGGCUUCUACGGCCCCUGUAGCGGUACCGGUGCCAGCGCCAUUACGCAGCGCCGACGGAGCGGCAAUAGGUGGCGACUCGACAUCCAACUUUGCUGAAAACAAUGGUUUCUCCCUAUGCAAUAUCGCUGGUACUGUCGAGGAAUUGAUCCCGCAGGCCUCGGCAGGCCCUGCAGCUGCCUUCGUCGCUUGCCCAUCGGAGGAACUUCAUGGCGCUAGCGGGGCACAUGCGGAUGAAGUGGCGGCGUCCAGGGAGGCAAGCCCAAUGAAUUGUAUUGCCAUGCCGUCUUCUGGGUCCGUGGUGCUGGCUGAACCCGAGCUCACGAUCUCGCCUGUGGCCUCUCCGCCCGGAACGCGCGGCUUCAAGCCGUUUUGGAGCUCACACCCGACCGGUUGUGUCCUGUCUCCGCACUCUGCCCGCCAUCGGGCCGGCAGCGCUGGACAGUUGCGCCGCCUGGAGGAGGCGGCGGAGGAGGAGGGCGAGGGGGAGGGGGAGGAGCGGCAGGAGGCAUGGACAGACGGAGAGUUAGUCCUGGAAGAGGAGGAAGAGGAAGCUGAAGACCAGGCGGAGGUGGAUGAGGAACGGGACCUUGGUGCUGAGGGCGGUUGGGCGUUUGGUGGCGCGGAUUGCGAAUCGCCGGAAGUCGCACCACAAGGCGCCGCGCGUCUGGCACUGGGCCGUGCGGCUUCAGAGACUGACAUGCAGCUCUUCUUCAACCCGAUGUUUGCGGCUGGGCAAGAGGCGAAUGGCGCAGGGGCUGGGAAUGGCACGGCUGCGAUGCGAAGGUCCCUCAACGUUCUACCUGCAUCAGCACGUCCCUCCAGAGGAACGGAUGAUGUGUCGUUCGUCACAGGUCUGCAUGCAGCCAGGGUAUGGGGCCGCAUGUCAGCCAACCGCACGCUUCCUGCGGCUGCGGGUUAUGCCUACCCCUCGCGCCCGCUGGCGCAGAGUAGCCGCGGAAGCGGCUCUGGCAGCAUCUUUGCGCGCGCACGCCGGAUGUCGAUUGACCAUCGAGUCAAUGAUCUGGUACGGAGGCAGUCACUGUGGCCGUCCCCGUCAAUGCCGGAGGCUGCGGGCGCGUCGUCGCCUUCGACCACGCUGGCGACUCCGGCGCUGUCGGGGCCGUCCCUGGCUGGCGUCGGCACGGCCGGUGGCGGCGAGCAGCUGGUCCCGGUGUCGCGCUCCAACCCCAUGGUGAAGCUCUACAAGAAGAUCAGCAAGCGGUUGAGCACCACCUCCCGUGACAGUCGGGAGGGUCUAUAA